Molecule: messenger RNA, 213 nt
Organism: Rotaria sordida
Lineage: Eukaryota; Metazoa; Rotifera; Eurotatoria; Philodinida; Philodinidae
Source: the annotation of a GenBank genome assembly
AUGGACAAAGUUAUAGUAGUAUGUCGAGGUCCGAUUAUGAUAUGGUUAACAUUAAUAGACAAUUGUACAUCUGCUGGAUCGAGUUCUACUGCUUGUCGUAAUAACCUUUGUGAAAAUGGUUCAUCAUGUGAAUCAGUGCCAGGUGGUGGUUAUCGAUGUAUUUGUCGUUCAGGUUUUACAGGAAUGUUUUGUGCGUAUCCAAUAGCAGGUUGA